Mus pahari (shrew mouse) is the source of this 1770-nucleotide messenger RNA. It is a transcript of the gene Mpst, whose product is annotated as mercaptopyruvate sulfurtransferase. The transcript has 3 exons. Gene Ontology annotation, molecular function: thiosulfate-cyanide sulfurtransferase activity. The record is from RefSeq and is a predicted model, not a curated record. The coding region runs from base 558 to 1451 and encodes 297 amino acids. Gene Ontology annotation, cellular component: mitochondrion. Lineage: Eukaryota; Metazoa; Chordata; Mammalia; Rodentia; Muridae. Gene Ontology annotation, biological process: transsulfuration.
CGCACUGACUACUCGCCAGCCCUUUUGCUUUCGUUUCCUGCAGCCUGAGUUCUCUGGCUUCUAGAAUGCUCAGUUCCGGUGAAAGGGCUCCAGACACUCUGCCCUGCUUUCGCCAGGACCCAGCUAGCGGCCCCAUCCUGGGCUGCUCGCUGCACUCAAUCGCCCCAGUAGCUAGGCUGGCACUCGACCUUGCGCUCCGGAGAAGCUGGAGGGUUCAAACAAGGAGCCGGGAGGGUUCCCAAGUGGCCCGCACCAUUGUACAGCCUCCCAUGGGGGUAAAGAGAGAAACCUCUCUCGUAGACAGCCGGGACUCCGAACAGCUUUUGCGUCUUCGCGCGGGAGUCUUGUUUGCCCCUCCUCGUAUAAUACUUCUCGUACACAAAGGGGGCUCGAGGUGACACUGGGGCAGCGAGCAAACCGACUUCAUGUCGCCUGCCGUCCCCCGCAGUACUGAAAAUGGAAGGUGCAACGUCUCGGAGUGGCCCAAGCAGUGGGCUGUGCCCAAGUCUCCUCCCUUUGGCUGGCCGCAGCCCCGCAAUCCGAGCAUCCCCUAGGCCAUGGCCGCCCCGCAGCUUUUCCGAGCUCUCGUGUCUGCGCAGUGGGUGGCGGAGGCUCUGAAGGCUCCUCGCUCCUCACAGCCCCUGAAGUUACUGGAUGCGUCCUGGUACCUACCCAAACUGGGCCGCGAUGCACGACGCGAGUUUGAGGAGCGCCACAUCCCGGGCGCCGCCUUCUUUGACAUCGAUCGUUGCAGCGACCACACGUCCCCCUACGACCACAUGCUGCCUAAUGCCACGCACUUUGCUGACUACGCGGGCAGCUUGGGCGUGAGCGCCGCCACGCACGUCGUGAUCUACGACGGCAGCGACCAGGGCCUCUAUUCCGCUCCGCGGGUCUGGUGGAUGUUCCGCGCCUUCGGCCACCACUCUGUGUCUUUGCUGGACGGCGGCUUCCGCCACUGGCUGAGUCAGAACCUGCCAAUCAGCUCUGGCAAAAGCCACUCGGAGCCCGCGGAAUUCAGCGCACAGCUCGAUCCCUCCUUCAUCAAGACCUACGAAGACAUCCUGGAGAACUUGGAUGCUCGGCGCUUCCAGGUGGUGGACGCCCGCGCAGCUGGCCGUUUCCAAGGCACCCAGCCGGAACCCCGAGAUGGCAUCGAACCUGGCCACAUCCCUGCCUCAGUAAACAUCCCGUUCACUGAAUUCCUAACCAGCGAAGGCCUGGAGAAGAGCCCAGAGGAGAUCCAACGCCUGUUUCAGGAGAAGAAGGUGGACCUGUCCAAGCCCUUGGUAGCCACGUGCGGUUCCGGUGUCACAGCCUGCCAUGUGGUCCUGGGGGCCUUCCUCUGUGGCAAGCCUGAUGUGCCUGUCUAUGAUGGCUCCUGGGUAGAGUGGUACAUGCGUGCCCAACCAGAGCACAUCAUCUCCGAGGGCCGAGGGAAGACCCAGUGAAGCCAGGCAGGACACAGUGCCAGCUUGGGUGACACCUGACCAUCAAAGGGCCAGCCACUGGCCACUCUGACCCUGCUUUGCCAAGAGUCCUUUCUCAGACAACUCAGGGAGUGUUUGGGGUGGCAUCCCAGAGACCAGGAGUUCCAGUGACUCAUAGGCACUCAGUGGAGGUAGCCAAGAAGGUGACAGGCAGUAAGAGGGUACCCGAGGGAGGGAGGGAGGGAGGGAGGGAGGGAGGCCAGACAGCAGAACAGCCUGCACGGUGCUAAGCUGGGGCCCACCUAGCUUGUUUCACUGUUGGGAAAAAUAAAACAUCAAG